Messenger RNA from Brassica oleracea var. oleracea, 1823 nucleotides. RefSeq lists its product as uncharacterized. NCBI's taxonomy places the organism in Eukaryota, Viridiplantae, Streptophyta, Magnoliopsida, Brassicales, Brassicaceae. The transcript is spliced from 2 exons. The record is from RefSeq and is a predicted model, not a curated record. The coding region runs from base 321 to 1223 and encodes 300 amino acids. Gene Ontology annotation, cellular component: membrane.
AAUGGUAAAAAGGAGAAAAAUCAAGAUGAACAGGCUGUCCAGUUCUUGUGAACAAAUGUGACUGACGACAACACUCUUUGUCCUUUUGCCUCUCUCUCUCUCUCCUCCACCAGCAAACCAUUACUCCUCUCUCUCCUCCGUGACUCCGUCCUCCAUCGCUGCAACCCCUCAUUCCUCGAUUCAAUUCUUCCCUUUUCGCUCAAAGCUCCAAUCUUUACUUGAAACCCAACACAAAGUUCCAAUCUUUACCAUUCUUGAAGUCUUCACGGCUCUGACUCGCCCUGAGGAGGCGAAGAAGAAGAAGAAGAAGAAACCCAACAAUGGGGUUUCUCCAAGUGCUUCUCUUUCUCCAUCUCUUUCAGAAACUCUCUGCUCAGUCUCCCUCUCCUCCGACCAAUGUGACUUCUUCUUCUCUCGACUCCAUUCUUCAAGAUUACUCCUUUAGAGCCUUUGUUAACCCCCGCACCGGCAUUCUCUACGACGCCGCCUCUCCUUCCAAUUUCACCGGGAUCAAACUCGCCGCCAUGAGACUCAGAAGCGGAAGCUUCAGAAAGUACGGAGUACAUUCCCUCAAAGAGUUCUCGAUUCCGACAGGAGUCACCGUGAAGCCGUACGUGACAAGGCUCGUUCUUGUCUAUCAGAACCUAGCUAACUACUCUCAGUUCUAUUAUCCUCUUCCCGGUUACGACUACGUAGCUCCCGUGCUGGGCCUCCUCGCUUACGACGCUAAGAAUCUCUCCGCCGUUAACUUACCCGAGCUGGAGUUAACGGCGUUAAACGGUUCCAUUAGUAUUAGUUUCGCCGAUCUCGAGCGUAUCCCGCAAGGUUCUGGCGCUAAGUGCGUUAGUUUUGAUUCGCGAGGGAAAGCCACUUUCAAGGACUCGGUUCGGAACACGUGCGAGACUGUGAAGCAAGGGCAUUUCUCUGUGGUGGUUAAGUCUGUGGCAUCUGCUCCGUCUCCGAAGAGGGAGAAGAGGUCUGAGGAUAGUGCCAAGACUUGGAUCAUUGUUGGAUCAGUGGUGGGUGGGUUGAUACUAUUGGGGCUGUUGGUAUGUCUUGUCAUGAGGUGUCGGAGUUACAAGAAGGAGGAGAAGAUUAGGGAGAUGGAGAGAGCUGGAGAGACGGGGGAAGCUCUUAGGAUGACUCAGGUCGGAGAGACGAGAGCACCGACAGCUACUUCUACUCGUACACAACCGAUGCUCGAGACUGAAUACGCAGCUUAGAGGAAAACUUUUGAUUGUGGUUUUGUGUACAUCUUCAUUAUUGUUAGAGUUCAGCUUUGAUCCAUCUGUUACUUGUCUUCUGCUUAAGAAGAUGAUGCACAUUCUCAACUUUGAGUUUAUCAUUCUUCAAAAGUUAGUAGUGGUGUCCUUGAGGUUCAAGUAUUUUCUUGAGAAUAUGACUUGCAAGCAGGCCCCAUAUAUACUACAGCAGCUAAUUUAUGUUACAACAUUCAUAUUUUCAUUCAGAAUUGUCUCGCCUGGUUGUUCUUCAUAAGACUCGUUAUGGUUCUCAUGCAGCAGCUACCUCUGAGAAACAUAGUAGGCAAAAAGUUUUGAGUCAAACGUGGAAUAGCCUGGCUUUGUGUCUUCUUGUGCUAUGAUGCAUAUUUUGAUGUCAACAAUGUUAAUUUACUCUGACAUCUGUAGAUGUAUCAGAAGAUUCUUAAUGUCAGGUUCUUUGUCUCAUCAUUGCCAGAUCUUAGUACUGGAUCUGGAAAUGAAGAUAAUUGUCUAUUGUAUUAAUUGUGUUCUAAGGACAUCCAAAAUGAUUGCCCAAAAGGAAAACUAUUGUUUUAGAAUAUUCGUCCUUUUUGUUCUCUG